AUGCAGUUGACUCAGUUCAUCGACCACCACAUCUCCCGCCCCAUCUCCGCCAGUCUUCUCCAUCCCGAGGACAGCCGGGACCUGCUGGAGGAGGAUAGCAGCUUGACCCUCGAGCGUUGCAAGGACUCCCCGAAGCUGCCUCCCCCGACGAGGUUCCGCAAGGGGCAGAGGCAGCAGGCGGCUGAAGGCACGGCGAGUCAGUCGAGCAGGCGGCACUACAGACGGGAGUGGAGCAGGCAAGUAGGGAGGCAGAUCAUGGGCUCUGCGGACAUGAAGCGGAUGGAGCUGGAGAGCAAGGGAGGGUGA
Molecule: messenger RNA, 306 nt
Organism: Guillardia theta CCMP2712
Lineage: Eukaryota; Cryptophyceae; Pyrenomonadales; Geminigeraceae
Exons: 1
Coding region: 1-306 (101 amino acids)
Source: RefSeq, a predicted model, not a curated record